AUGGAUUAUCAACAACAAUCUACUUAUAACCCUCCAAUGAUCCCUGACAGUCAAAUGUAUCCUCCUCCCCAACAACAAGGAAUGUAUCCACCUCCUCAACAACAAGGAAUGUACCCUCCUCCUCAACAACAAGGAAUGUACCCUCCUCCUCAACAACAAGGAAUGUACCCUCCUCCUCAACAACAAGGAAUGUACCCUCCUCCUCAACAAGGGAUGUACCCUCCCCCUGCUCAACCAGUGUACCAAGCCUCUCCAGAAGAAAAGAAAAAGAAGAAAUCAUCGUCAUCAUCUUCUUCAAAUGAUGAUAAAGAAAGGCAUCAAUUUGAGAAAGCAAAUAUAUUAUUUAUCUUAGGUAUAUUUAUUCCAUUGUUACAAUGUAUGAAUUGGAUGUGUAUCUUUAGAAAGCCAAGAAGUGAAAGAAUCAGAAUGAAACGAACUGUUAUGAUUAUUUUUUCUAUUAUUGAGACUAUUAUGUGUACAAUGCCAGUAAUUUUUAUUAUUUUUACAGUAGUGAUGGUAACGUCAGUAGGUGGAUCAGACUUUUAA
Messenger RNA from Entamoeba dispar SAW760, 546 nucleotides. RefSeq lists its product as uncharacterized. NCBI's taxonomy places the organism in Eukaryota, Evosea, Mastigamoebida, Endamoebidae. The record is from RefSeq and is a predicted model, not a curated record. The coding region runs from base 1 to 546 and encodes 181 amino acids. The transcript has a single exon.